CCUCGGAGCUAACGAUGUGUCAUCUGUAACUCAGCCCUGAGCUGCAGACUGCUAUUCAAAGCCAGCAGGCGCACUCUGAAUAUUUCCUGCUGAACACAAACUGGACUGAGUCAAAACCCAUGUUUUGUUGAUUAACCACUCCGGGGGAUUUGUCAUACCAUGGAUUAUAGAUUUUCACGCUUUAGACAAUUUGGACCCAAUACUGAAGCUUUCUAAGACAUCAUUUAAGACUUUCUUUCAGCAAAAUGAUGGAGCAACCCAUUAAAGAGAUCUUCAUGGGUCCUCCAAAGGCUUCAGAUCCUAUGAUGAUGGAGAAACACAACAAUGACUGUGUAAUUGUAACGGUUCCGAGAGUCAAUGAAACCCAGCUAACUGCAGCGACAGGUGGAGCUGAGCUGUCUUGCUAUCGUUGCACAAUACCUUUUGGAGUGGUUAUUCUUAUAGUGGGAAUUGUGGUCACAGCAGUGGCUUAUAGCUUCAACUCUCACGGAUCAAUAAUCUCUGUUUUUGGGCUGGUCCUACUGUCUUCUGGACUUCUCCUGGUCUGCUCGAGUGCUCUGUGCUGGAAAAUUCGGCAACGUAAUAAAAGGGCGAAAAGAAGAGAGAGCCAGACAGCGUUGGUGGCAAAUCAAAGGAGUUUAUUUGCUUGAGACUUGGAGAACAUCAAGGGCAGUGGUGAGACUGCAUCUGCUUCGAAAUAAUUUGGACCAGCUGGAGGGGGUCUUGGAAACCUCCAUCUUCUUGGGAUUUUGCUUGUAUGAGAGAGAAGUGUUCAAGAGCAAAAAACUGAGAAUGCUUAUUAAAAGGAGAGUAUUAUCAUAAUAUUUGGCAUGAGUGAGGUUCAACAGAC
Messenger RNA from Nanorana parkeri, 850 nucleotides. It is a transcript of the gene TMEM100, whose product is annotated as transmembrane protein 100. Lineage: Eukaryota; Metazoa; Chordata; Amphibia; Anura; Dicroglossidae. The transcript has 2 exons. The coding region runs from base 246 to 650 and encodes 134 amino acids. The record is from RefSeq and is a predicted model, not a curated record. Gene Ontology annotation, biological process: cellular response to BMP stimulus.